CGGUGUCUUUAAAUGUCCUGCCAUUAUUCGUCGAAAAGCAGCAGUUGCAGAUAGUAGUGUAGGUUGGUUGUUUUUCUGACGGAAAUAAAUAAUCGAACAUUGGAUACGUUUAACCAUUUGGGAUGGUUACAUCUUUAAGUAUUUAUUUGAAACCGGUACCGUUUUUUUUUUCCAUUUUAAGGAUUUAAGUAAGAUGAACGCCGAUAGAUAAAUCGCGGCUUGUCUCUCUUCCCACAGACAGUUGCUAUUUUCUGCCGCAGUCAGAUAUUUUCAGCUAACCUUUGCAUCUAGCCAGCCUCAGUUAGUUUUUAGCCAGGUAGCUACAGUGUAGCUACAUACGUUAUAUUUUGUGUUUUCGUAAUUAUCUUAGUACAUGCCUGAUAUUUAGUGAAGUACUGUAUUUGUUUUCUUCAGUCAACCAGUACGUAACGGUUGUUAGCUAGCAGCUUACUUAACUCACUGCUAGCUACACUAGCCAUGAUACUAGUUACAAGCUAAAACUAUCGCUAGUAAUACUAGCUAAUCAUAUUUUCAGGUAGCACCGAGUGUUUGACGUUUAGAUCUACCGUUUAGGCAACGGAUUCUGAUGUACCAGGCUAGCUACCGUAAUAAUGUAUUUGUGUGACUGUUGAUAUUCUGUAUUACAGUUAGCGCAGGUAGCUAUUUAGCUAAGAAUUAAGUGGUGUCGAACUACUGGAGCUAGUUAGCACAUUAGCUAAUUUCUAGCCAAAUGCUAGCUAGCUAACCAUAGCUUGCUGAAUAGCUGCUGUCUGACAGUGUAUUAUUUUUGCUAGGAAGUGGUUUAUUGACUAGAAUAGGUCGUCACCGUGUUAACGUUGCAUACGAGUUAGCUAGACUCUAUCCUUCGCAAGGAUCAUAUAGUCGAAUCUUGCAACCAAUUUGUUUCACGUUGGUCAGAGCCCUUGAGAUUGUGCCAGGCUGUGUAAAGUGAAGGAGUGGGGGUAAAAGACUAGUGAAACGCACACAGUGCCCUUUGUGCCAGUGGCCCUGUCUCUACCAGCGAAGCACAACACUUCCUGCCUGCUCGGCUCUGUUCAGAGUAGUUCCAGAGCCAUGACGAGUCAAAGGGAUCUCGAUAUGGUGAGCCUGCGUCUAAUCCUGGUGAGUGGGAAGACACAGGACUUCGUGUUCUCCCCCAACGACUCAGCCACAGACAUCGCUAAGCACGUCUUCGAUAACUGGCCCUUGGGAUGGGAGGAGGAGCAGGUCAGCAGCCCCAAUAUCCUGCGCCUCAUCUUCCAGGGACGCUUCCUGCAUGGCAACGUCACUUUGGGAGCUUUAAAGCUGCCACCCGGCCGAACAACUGUCAUGCACCUGGUUGCCAGAGAAACCUUGCCAGAGCCAAACUCGCAUGGUCAGCGCAACAGGGAGAAGACCACAGAGAGCAACUGUUGUCUGCUCUUGUAAAGAGGACCACCACCAACAACAACAACAACAACCCCCCCCCCCCCCCCCCCCCCAACACACAUUCAACCCCCUGGUCGUCUUCUACCUGCCUGUCAUCCAUGGAUUUUGGGAGAUCACAGAGGGUCGGGUCAAUGGGCUGUCAGUGUGCCGUCUGUCACACAUGUUGAUUGCAUUCUGGCCCAAUAUGUGGAUUAGGAAUUUUUGUUUUUUGUGCCAAUUGAUUAAAAUCAAUAGUGUUUUUUUUUUUCCUUUUCAUUUUGUUCACCCUUCUGCCAAAUUCUGCCUUUUCUUCUCUGUGUUGUAAAACCGUGUUAACAAUUUGUACAUAUAAUCUGAGUGAGCCCUGGCUGGGCUGGCUGAGUGACCAGACUCCCUUUGCAGAGUAACGCUGGCGCAACGUUGGAACUCUGACCCGCUCUGUGGCGGCUGUUCCGUUUGCCUGUGAAGACGGUCCUCUCAACGUGCUCUUCCGCCGAUCACACAAACGUUUCCACGGGUCUUUGUAGAAUAAUGUCAAACCUCUCAUUGCACUUAACUGGCUGGUUUCUUGUACCUCUUAUGUAUAGUCCUAUUUUUUCCAUCCCCUCACAGUUUUGGGGGGAAAGAGGAUACUGUCCUACUGUUAGAGGGACGGCCGUGCUCUUCAGGUGUCGGCGAUGUACAAUAGAGUAGUUAUCCUGUGGGCAGAGUUUAGUCUGCUGUGACACCAGUGCGCUGGAGUGCUGUGUCUGUCUGGGCUGUGGGGUGUGACUCGGCCUGUCCCUGGGCUAGGACCAACGCAGCCGGGGAGUUCAAACUUAGAAAGGGACAGUUGUGUCAAAUACCUGGUUAUGGUUGGGGGGGGGGGGGGGUUGUUGUCACACUGGGUCACCACCUCAAGGAUGAAAUUGUCUCGCUAGAUGAAGAACCCUAUACCCUUACUCAUCCCUAAAGUUUAUUUUUUUUCUUUGUUCUUUUAUUUUCUUCUUUAUUUACUGAGCGUAAAGAUAUAUGAAGGAUUAAUUCCGAGGGACCGUUUUGAGCGUGGUGUUCGGUUUGGCGUGCGCCACUGAUCACCCUGACCGUUCAGACAUCGUCUGUCCCCCAGGGAAACCCCUCCUCACCAUGCCCUGUCUGACCUGAGUGAGCCGUAAGAGAAUCGAGAUCAGCCAGUCUAUGCAGAGUGUACAUGACAGGACGUCUGGACUCGAGGCUGGGGGGGGGGCCCUCCUAGGAGCAAGUUAGGGGCUGGGGUGUGGUCUUAGGAGCAGGUUCCCCUCUGGAGGAAAUGAAGACGGUGGUAUUUGACCUCCUUUUAUGCUGUUGGUUUUUGCCUUUUAUUGUGGAAUUAUUCAGUAACACCAUUAAUAUUGGAAUUUGAAAAUGUCAAUUCUUAUGUGUUGAUAUUGUUUGUUCUGUUUUUAUUGCUUGAAUCCUGGUAAUUGAAUAUUUCUUUGUCCCAGGGGUUAGUAUGUGUAUGUCUUGGAGUGCGUGCGUGCGUGUGUGUGUGUGUGUGUGUGUGUGUGUGUGUGUGUGUGUGUGUGUGUGUCUGGGGGUUUGUGAAGCAGGUGUUAGAGUGCAGAUUGGUCUUGGAUGGCUGUGGUUUCCAUGGAAACAGUGAGGAUCCUUCCUUUUGAGUGACUGUCCUUUGGUUUGUGUUUGUCAACCAAUGUCACUGCUAUGAAACUUUGCUCAAUAUGAAUAAAUGUACAAAAAAAAUUAAGGAAAUGUGGUAUGCUUAAAGCUUGUAUUAUAAAUUAAUAAAACCUCUUUAAAUAAU
Molecule: messenger RNA, 3187 nt
Organism: Esox lucius (northern pike)
Lineage: Eukaryota; Metazoa; Chordata; Actinopteri; Esociformes; Esocidae
Gene: ubl3b
Product: ubiquitin-like 3b
Exons: 5
Coding region: 1075-1428 (117 amino acids)
Molecular function (GO): protein binding
Source: RefSeq, a predicted model, not a curated record